Molecule: messenger RNA, 534 nt
Organism: Closterium sp. Naga37s-1
Lineage: Eukaryota; Viridiplantae; Streptophyta; Zygnematophyceae; Desmidiales; Closteriaceae
Source: the annotation of a GenBank genome assembly
AUGUCUUCGCCAAACACCACCUGCCACGUGUGCCAGAGCUACUGCCUCGGCUGCUCCUCCUCUGCCUCUGGUGCGUCUCCUGCUGCUUCUGCCCCCCUUGUCCCUCCUUCACCGCUACCCACAUCCACAUCCACCAGUACUCUCUCCCCAGGAGCCAUAGUGGUGGCGGCACUCAUUGCACUCGUCGCCCUUGCCCUCCUCCUCUCUCUCACUCGUUUUGUUCCCUUUCUCUCUGCCACAGCCUCCCCCCUUGCUUCCAGCAGUGCUCUCUCUCUAGGAGCCAUAGCAGCCAUGGUGGUGGCAGCACUCGUUUCUCUCAUUGCUCUCAUCGUCUUCAUCAUCCUCAUUUGGUUCUACUUCCGCUGUUCAAAGCCUGGUAGCAGCAAUGGCACGGCUGCAGCACCCAGCACUGGUGCCACUGCUGGGGUAGUGCAUCAACUACAACGAGGCAACCCUGCAGAUGGAGCAGAUCAUCGUGUCCCAGUUCAUGCCCAACGGGGACCUUUCACAGUGGACAAUGCCAGGUGCGGUUAG